CCCGACCCGACCCGUUUCUACCUCUAACUUCAUAAUUUUUUUCUUCCUUUUGCCUGGCUUUGUAAGGAACAGAGUGUUGAGGACUUGGCUCUCAAAAGCUGAGUUCAUUUGCUUUCUUCUUCACUUGUAAACCCUCAAAAAAUUCUAACUUAUUUUAGGAUUAAUAAUGGUGCUAGCAGCUUCUAUUACACCUUGCUGUGCCGUUUCAGUACGGUCAUCCACUUCUGCUUCUAGAAACUUCUCUCCUCUUCCGCCGCUCUCUCUUAUCCGAAAUCCAAUUCAACAGCGUCAGCUGCACCUCGCCGGAGCUAAUUACGGAGGUUCUCUCUUAUCUAUACAUGGAGUGAGGUUGCGACAGUCAUCUCUUGCUGCUGUAAUUGGUGAUACAACUGCCGUGUCAGAUGGCGCAGUUAACGAAGAAAUGUCAGCUACUAAGUUAUCUGAUCCUGUUACUAGUCAAGAAACUGAUUUGGAAAAUGGAGAGGACAGGGAAGAUAGUUCUGAAGGGUUGGAUGAGAAUAAAAUGAUCCGAGUAUGCGACAAGUUAAUUGAGGUCUUCUUGGUUGACAAGCCCAAACCUACUGAUUGGAGAAGAUUGCUAGCAUUUAGUAAGGAAUGGAACAAUAUUCGGCCCCACUUCUACAAGAGAUGUCAGGACCGAGCAGACAGUGAAAGUGAUCCUGGAAUGAAGCACAAGUUUCUCAGGCUUCAAAGAAAGCUGAGAGAGGUUGAUGAUGACGUUCAGAGGCAUAACGAACUUCUUGAGGCAAUCAGAAGGUCACCAUCUGAGGUUGGUGAUAUUGUUGCCAGACGUCGUAAAGAUUUUACAAAAGAGUUUUUUGUUCAUCUACACACUGUGGCAGAAUCCUAUUAUGAUGAUCCAGCAGAACAAAAUGCUGUGGCAAAACUAGGGAAUACAUGUUUGGAAGUUGUGGAAGCUUAUGAUACUGCAACUGAAAGUAUGGAAGCGUUAAACGCUGCAGAGUUGAAAUUCCAAGAUAUAAUCAAUUCACCUUCUGUGGAUGCGGCUUGCAAGAAAAUAGAUGAUUUGGCCCAAAAAAAUCAACUUGAUUCAGCACUGGUGCUCAUGAUUACAAAAGCAUGGUCAGCAGCCAAGGAGUCAGACAUGACAAAAGAUGAGGUAAAGGAUAUUCUUUAUCACUUGUAUAAGACAGCAAGAGGAAAUCUUCAGAGGCUCAUGCCAAAAGAAAUCAGAAUUCUGAAAUAUCUACUCACAAUUAAGGAUCCUGAGGAGCGAAUGUGCGCUUUGAAAGAUGCCUUCACACCGGGAGAAGAACUUGAAGGGGAACAUGUAGAUUGCUUAUACACGACUCCGGAGCAGCUGUACAACUGGAUUGGGACAGUGGUGGAUGCAUAUAAUUUCAGUAAAGAAGGCACUCUUAUAAAAGAAGCCAGAGACUUGAUGAACCCUAAAAUAAUUAAGAAAAUGGAGGAGUUAAAGAAGUUGAUCGUAGAUAACUUCAUGUAAGCAUUUGUUUGAUUUUAAGUAGGUAUGAGCUUUGCUUCCAGUGCCAGAUUCAUCAGCUCGUGCCAUCAAUCAUCCGUAUUUUAUAUAUCCCUGCUCUAAUCUGGUGACCACAUGAUUGCAUCACAACAUGGAGCAUAAAGCCUGACGGGUACAAUCUGCAUAGAUCGUUGAACUGUCCUUAGCUCGGAUUUGUGGAUAGUCCAGAAAAUUUGAAUAUCCUAGAUUUUUAUUCGGAAGCAUUGGGAUGUUGCCGAAAGUGGCAUUAGCAGUCGCUGGUUGUAUAGAACAUUUGGAAUUUUGUGUAUGAUAGAGCUUCUAUACUUGUUGUGGGAUAGUGACUUGAUGGUCUUUCUCCUACAUAGAAGCCUGUUUCCUUUUUGAUGAUCAGUUACGUCUUUAGGAUGGUUUUUAUACACGAAUGUAUCAAUUACUAUAAAGUUUAUCACUAUAACAAGAGGAUUAUAAGGGACAACUAGUCCUCUCUUACCUCAGUCAUGUCAA
This is a messenger RNA of Solanum dulcamara, 1990 nucleotides long. RefSeq lists its product as uncharacterized. Gene Ontology annotation, cellular component: chloroplast envelope; chloroplast thylakoid membrane. The coding region runs from base 167 to 1489 and encodes 440 amino acids. The transcript is spliced from 6 exons. Lineage: Eukaryota; Viridiplantae; Streptophyta; Magnoliopsida; Solanales; Solanaceae. The record is from RefSeq and is a predicted model, not a curated record.